AUGGUUCCGGGGCACAUGAUUACUUGGUGGUUGUGGGUUGGGUUGAGGCAGCUUGAGGCACUUGAUGCCCACAGUGGGUACGGUGUUCCUUCGACUCCCACAAAAUACAUUCCUUUUUAUGGCGGCGCAGAUUACCAUGAUUAUCUUCACUAUGUUGGUGGACAAAGCCAGAGCAACUUCGCUUCUGUGUUCACCUACUGUGAUUACAUCAAUGGAACUGACAAGGUCAUUUAG
Messenger RNA from Ilex paraguariensis (yerba mate), 234 nucleotides. Lineage: Eukaryota; Viridiplantae; Streptophyta; Magnoliopsida; Aquifoliales; Aquifoliaceae. The record is from the annotation of a GenBank genome assembly.